CCGGCAUAUAUCAUCAUCCAUCAUAUCAUCAUCCAUCUCAUACCUAUCUCACCGAAGUACUAGUUCUCUAAUUCUCCCACAUCUUCCCCGCUACACCAACCACACUUCGCUUACCUCACUACUGGAUUCAAAACAUCUACUCAAAAAGUCCUUCAAAUAUGAAAGAAGAGAGUGACAAGAGCCUGAGACCUGCUAAGCAGAUUCGCAUCUCCCAAGAUGAGGGCAACAAAUAUGAAGGGGCUUGCUUGACGAUCAUGGUGGGCCCCGGAACAAGUCGCUACACCGCGCAUGAGAAGAUGGCUCGUGCAUCUUCGCCCUACAUCGACAAACUCCUGCGGGAGCGCACCACGCGCAUCAUCGAUCUCCCUGGCGAGGAGCCUGCGAUGGUGGCCAUGUAUGUGCACUGGCUCUACCAUCGCACGCUGCCCGUGAUCUGCGACCAAGCCCAGCAGGAGUACCUCCAUCUGAUCAAGGCAUACGUCCUGGGGCUCAAACUACUCGACACCCAGUUUCAGGAUACCGUGGUCGAUGCUAUUGUUGAGCAGAGACAGUCCAGCUCCCAGGAUGGCAAAAGUCCCGCUCCCAGCCGCGAAGCGAUCAAAUACGCCUACUCUCACACUUCUUCCUCGGCCCCAAUCCGUCGACUCCUAGUGGAUAUCACCGCAAACCGCACAACUGAUCCCAAAUGGCUUACUUCCACUGAGAACGAUAUGCCUAGGGCGUUUCUUCUGGAGCUGGUCGCCAAGCUGAUGUGCCGCCGUGCGACGAAGAAGGAGCCUCUCGACCCCUCCGUUUAUCAUAAGCACGCGCGUGUCUCCAACAAUGCAUCUCAGGCAGAGGACGAUUUGGGACUUCAGGAUCAAUCAGGAAUCUCCCAACGAGAUUUCUCGGGUUCACGAUUCGGGAUAUUCGCGAGGAAACGUAACCUUGAUCAUAUUAUCUCGGCCAACCGAGGGCUCGUGUGA
Aspergillus aculeatinus CBS 121060 is the source of this 965-nucleotide messenger RNA. RefSeq lists its product as uncharacterized. Bases 159 to 965 code for a protein of 268 amino acids. The record is from RefSeq and is a predicted model, not a curated record. Lineage: Eukaryota; Fungi; Ascomycota; Eurotiomycetes; Eurotiales; Aspergillaceae. The transcript has 3 exons.